Molecule: messenger RNA, 2290 nt
Organism: Thlaspi arvense
Lineage: Eukaryota; Viridiplantae; Streptophyta; Magnoliopsida; Brassicales; Brassicaceae
Source: the annotation of a GenBank genome assembly
GGCUAGCAGACGGGAAUUGAUCGUUAAUCUCCGCACGUUCAUCGGAAAAUUCGUACGCUAGCCGAAUCUGCUUCCUCCAUCUUCUUCCUUUCUUUGAAUUUCUUCCUCGCUACGAAGCUAAUCGUCCCGCAUUCUCCGGUUGGUGUUUGCUCGUCAAGUAGGCUAAUCAUUUGUCUAAGUAAAAAUGGAGACUGAUGCUGCUGGCUCUUCAUCUCAGUCUCCAGCUAUACUAUUGGAGAAAGAUGAGUCCGUUGCUGGUAAUUCUGAAUCUUCUGAAAAAGUUAUGGGCGUUAAAGAAGAUCCCGUGAACUCUGCAGGAGAAACUCAUGAAGACUCCACUAGUACAGAAGCUUCAACUACAAAGGUUGAGACUCAAACACCUGCUAAAACAGAGGAUAUAGUUCCAUGCCCGCCAGGUUCCUCCCCACGCGAAUCACCGCCAUCUCUAUUUUCUUCCUCUGGUCUUUCUUCUUGGGCCAAAAGUUUCAAAUUCCCGCAGCAAGAUCCAAACGCUGCAGACUCUGGGAUGUCGUCAGCUUUCACGAGGUUCACCUCUGAGCUUGGUCUGCAUUUGCCGACGAAAGGCUCUGACGAGGCCGGUGACCCUAAAUCACCAAACACACAAGUUGGUGGUGCUCUUGAGUCGCUCACGAAAGCCGUGGUCGAUUCAUCUCGUGGUGCUGUAAAAGCAAUGCAGGUGAAAGCACGACACAUUGUCUCUCAGAACAAAAGAAGAUACCAGGAGGGGGAAUUCGAUUUGGACAUGACAUAUAUAACUGAGAAUAUAAUCGCAAUGGGGUUCCCAGCUGGUGAUAUAAGCUCUGGUCUUUUCGGAUUCUUCGAGGGACUAUAUCGCAAUCACAUGGAAGAGGUGAUCAAGUUUUUUGAAACUCAUCAUAAGCACGCCAGAUCUCUAAACCGUGUUCUCAUUAUGCAGGAUAAAUAUAAGGUCUACAACCUUUGUUCAGAGAGAUUGUACGAUGCUUCAAGAUUUGAGGGCAAGGUCGCAUCCUUCCCAUUUGAUGACCAUAAUUGCCCUCCAAUUCAAUUAAUACCAUCAUUUUGUCAAAGUGCAUACACCUGGUUGAAGGAAGACAUCCAAAAUGUAGUGGUAGUUCACUGUAAAGCCGGAAUGGCAAGAACCGGACUAAUGAUUUGCUGUCUUCUUCUAUAUCUCAAGUUCUUUCCUACAGCUGAGGAAGCUAUUGAUUACUAUAACCAAAAGCGAUGUCUUGACGGGAAAGCUCUUGUUCUCCCAAGUCAGAUACGAUAUGUCAAGUACUACGAACGUAUUCAGAAUCAGUUUGACGGGAAAGUUCCACCUGAACGAAGAUGCAUGCUCAGAGGCUUUCGUCUAAUCAACUGCCCUUACUGGAUUAGACCUGCCAUUACCAUCUCCGACCACAAUGAUGUACUUUUCUCAACAAAGAAACAUCAGAAAACCAAGGAUUUAGGGCCUGAAGAUUUUUGGAUAAAGGCACCGAAAAAAGGAGUGGUUGCCUUUGCAAUACCUGGUGAAGCUGGUCUAACGGAACUAGCCGGCGACUUCAAAAUCCACUUUCAAGACAGCGAUGGAGAUUUCUACUGUUGGCUAAAUACUACACUGACUGAUAAGAGAACAAUGCUGAAAGGUAUCGACUUUGAUGGCUUCGAAAAGAGAAAACUACCUGCACCAGGGUUCCAUGUCGAGAUUGUAAUGAUAGAAUCCAAAUCUGGUUCUUCUUACUCCACCGAACAACGACCUCAAAGCAGCUCCGGCACUGAUUCAGGCAAAAUCAAGUCUAAACAGAACAGAGACGAUGAUGUAUUCUCCGACAGCGAUGGGGAAGAAGAGGAAGGAAACUCGAAACAUAUAGAGUCUAAUUCAACCACCGAGAAAACCGUAGGCUCGAUGCACACAACUAGUAAACCUCAUCAGGUCAAUGAGCCACCAAAGGCCGAUGACCAUUCUGCAAACAGAAGUGUCACGAGUUCAUCGUCCUCUGGUGUUUAUAAUCAAGUACCGAGUGAGUCAUUAGCAGUUAGUAAUAUUAAAGCUAUCGCUGCAGACGCAUCGGUUUUCUCCUUUGGAGAUGAGGAAGAUGACUAUGAAAGCGACUGAAGUUUAAAAUUCAGGUUUUGGUCACACUUAUCUUAUACAAACAAGUAUAAUAGAUUCUGUAUUGCCGCCUCUGUUUCAAUGUAGAUUUUUUUUAUUAAAAAAUUUGUAACAAUUUCCUACCAAAAUGUUUUAUAUAACAUGAAGUCACCUAAGUUUUAAUGAAAUUGCAAAUAACGAAACAUAUGUUCU